This is a messenger RNA of Durusdinium trenchii, 1440 nucleotides long. NCBI's taxonomy places the organism in Eukaryota, Dinophyceae, Suessiales, Symbiodiniaceae. The record is from the annotation of a GenBank genome assembly.
AUGUGUAAACUGAAUCCCGUCGCCCCCCAUUUGAUUAACUUGGGUGGUCAGUUGGGAUUGGGCAUAUCUCAAGAAGAUCAGCAGGCCGAUUACGGACAGGAUCCUCGUUCCGAGACCGAGAUUUCUGAUCUGAAGGAUCCUAUUGCUGUGGGUCUUCAAAAGCGUCUUCUGAGUCUUCCAAAGGACAGGGGGCCAACAGGACCUUUCCGCGUUGCUGUCCUUGGGCAACACGAUGCUGAGCUUGCCGCCACCUUGAGGGCUGUGCGCCGAGCUGGCGCCACUGCAGCUCCGGCAGAUGUGUCAGUGUACGAUACUGAGGAACUGACUGCCUUGCUUGCAGAAGCACAAGUUCACAUGGCAGUGCUUUCCAAUAGAUCCGCCGUUGACAGAGUCCAGCAGGCAAUGCGGCCCCUGGGCAAACAACUGGCCGUUGCGGAGGAUCUUGCAUUUGAAGGCGCAGGAGAAGCAUCAGCAACCAAAGGCGAUUUGGUUCCAUCCAUGUUGCUCUUUGCACGAUCGCCUUCGACCCCGAACGUUGUAAGAGCUGUGGAGGUUGAAGGCCGAGCUCUCGAAGCACGCAGAGCAAGAGCGGCAGCUACGUGGCAAUUCACCCAAGAUGACAUUGUAUUGUCGCUGGGCCUCACUGCGGGCGAGACGGCCUCUGUGGUGGAUGCCGUCGAGGCACCAUUGGAAGCAGGCAGCUCCGUUGAGAUGGCAAGGGGUGAGUCAAUCUGGGACUUCUGGUCAGCGCUAGACGAAACUUCGGCUUCGAUUGUUUUUGUAAACUCCAAGUUAUGUUGGAGGCUCGUCCAGUCGCACCAGUCUCUUGCAGCCGCUGUACGACAAAGAUUGCGUACUCGGUCGAAAUCCAAGCCACUCCGCUGCGUUGCUUUGGCUCCGCCUGGGACAGUAAUCUCGGAGGAGCUAGGAAGCCGGUGGCAAGACAUGUUCAAUUGCCCCUUGACCUGGCACUUCAGCUGUGCAGAGGCUGGAGCCUUAUUCACAGUUCAGAAGUCGGAGGGGGAGUCACCUCAUGUUGGCCACUGCGCUCCCGGCCUUGAGUGGCGCAUGAAAACAGGCGACCUUCAUGUCCGUGGUAAGGGCCUGUUUUCCAAGUAUUGGGGGCGGCCCCGUAGCACGCAAGAGGCUUUCGAUGAGGACGGCUUUUUCUGCAAGACCGGCCAUCGUGCGAAGGGCGUUGAGGCGGAUGCGAUCCUUCCACUUCCAGCUCUUAGUGAUCGACUGCUUGAUGAGGAAGCCAAUCAACAUCUCACUAAGACGCCAAAUGCAGACUUUUCGGGUCCCUUCAUGCGGGCCGAUUGGAAGAACAGAAAAGUACGAAUCAGGACCUACCAAUACUGGAAGGCUAAUUGGGGUGGGGUGCUUGUCACCAAAAAGCACAAUCCAGGAAAAGAGGUCUACAAAGGAAAAUACAAGUGA